GGAGUGAGAAGCAACGAUUGCCGUUACAACACGGUCACGCGGGUUGACGGAAAGUGGGAGUGCGUCUCGAGCGAAAAUCGAAAGGGUUUAUCUCGUAGUAAGCAAUUAAAUGUAUAACGGAACGGAACAUCGGUCCUCUGCUCGCGAUCUUCCGAAACGGAAACGUAAAAUGGGCGUACAGGCAACGGUUGUAAUUCUUGGCAUUGGCAUUGGUUCCAUAAUGUUCGCCUACGUAGCAUUCGCGGCUAGUACCGACGCAAACGACAAGAAUGCGUCCGUGCGACUGACGAUAUUCGUAUUUCGCCACGGCGAUCGGACCCCAACGGAAACUUAUCCAAAGGAUCCGUACGGCGACUACGAAUGGGAAGGAGGCUUAGGAGCUCUGACCAAGAAGGGCAUGCUUCGGAUGUACAAUGUCGGCCAAUGGAUCCGCGAGAAAUACGGCUCGCUAAUUGGCAGGAAGUACGAGAGCAGACUAACCUUGGUUCAAAGCAGCUACGCAGAUCGGUGCCUAAUGUCCGCGCAGGCUUUGCUGGCCGGUUUAUAUCCACCGUUACCCGACGAGAUCUUCGUUCCAGGAUUAAACUGGAGACCCAUACCUGUUCAUUCCACUCCCCGAAACUUGGACAAGACUAUCGUGGUCAAGGUGCCAUGUCCACGAUUAGAGGAAGCUCUGAAAGAGGCGUACACAAAUGAAUCUAUGCGACUGGGGACCCCGUCAGCCAAAUACUACGAAGAACUCUCGUACUAUACCGGGCAAAAUCUCUCCACGAUCACCGACAUCGAGUUUCUGUACAACACCCUGGAGAUCGAGGAACAGAGUGGCCUGAACCUACCCGAAUGGACAAAGAAAUAUUAUAAUCGUGAAAUGCGAGAUAUCGCGGCACGUAGUUUGGCCAUAUUUACCAGUAACACACUGCAACAACGACUUCGAGGAGGGCCGUUGCUGAAAGAAAUUUUGGGGCGUAUGCGUGGCGCCGCAGCCGACCGAGAUAAUGCCAGCCGAGCCUAUCUAUACUCCGUCCAUGAUAUAACACUCGUUAAUUUACUUCGAACCAUGGGAUUCACCGACGAGUACUUUAAACCCAACUACGGGGCAACGCUAAUCUUUCAAAUGGAUUUUAGCCCCGACAUCGCUGACACGGAACACGCUGAAAUAAAGCUAAUGUUCCUGAACGAUACGGAUAAGUUCACGGUCUAUCCGUUGGAGAUACCAAAAUGUGGCACGUUUUGCUUACUCGAGGACGCGGCCAAUCUAUGGAAAAACGUGCUUCCCGACUACUGGGACGCCGAGUGCACGCUAUGAUCGUUUUAUUUUACACGCUUGCAUCCUCGCGACCUUGCUCGAUUACCAUAUCUCUCGCAUUCGCGUGAAAGCUUACGGUUACGAGGCAGCAAUAUAUUCCGUAUCUUUCUUUCGAACAAGAUUGCCGAGCCCGAUACCGUCGAAAGGAAUAACCUCACCGAUUUCCAUGUGUCCACGUAUCAAAGAGCUCGCACUAGCACGGCGGAACGACGGAACGCGCAGUGCGUUAGCGCAACGCACGUAUCGUGCGAAUCAAUUCUAAUUCGAGCGAAGUCGGUUAAGAUUACUAAAUUGGCACAAAAUCGUUUAACCAGGAUGUGUCCGCGUUGCUUACGCAACAAAUGACACUGAAUGUUUUACAUGUCUCGUUACGUAAUACGAGAACGAUUAUUACAGA
Dufourea novaeangliae is the source of this 1703-nucleotide messenger RNA. RefSeq names its product lysosomal acid phosphatase-like. The transcript is spliced from 6 exons. The record is from RefSeq and is a predicted model, not a curated record. Gene Ontology annotation, molecular function: phosphatase activity. The coding region runs from base 110 to 1306 and encodes 398 amino acids. NCBI's taxonomy places the organism in Eukaryota, Metazoa, Arthropoda, Insecta, Hymenoptera, Halictidae. Gene Ontology annotation, biological process: dephosphorylation.